Molecule: messenger RNA, 6845 nt
Organism: Sorex araneus (European shrew)
Lineage: Eukaryota; Metazoa; Chordata; Mammalia; Eulipotyphla; Soricidae
Gene: RNF111
Product: ring finger protein 111
Exons: 14
Coding region: 2317-5319 (1000 amino acids)
Biological process (GO): positive regulation of transforming growth factor beta receptor signaling pathway; positive regulation of DNA-templated transcription; ubiquitin-dependent protein catabolic process
Cellular component (GO): nucleus; cytoplasm
Molecular function (GO): SMAD binding; SUMO polymer binding; ubiquitin protein ligase activity
Source: RefSeq, a predicted model, not a curated record
GGGCGUGCGGGCGUGCGUGGGGGUCCCGGCCCGUGGAGGGGGGUCUCCUGAGGGGAGCGCCGGCCCGGGGCGCGCGGGGCGGGGGUCCCGGGCUCCCUCCUCGCAGCCCGGCCCGGCCGUGCGCGCCGACUCCGCCGCCCGGAACGCGGCUUUGUCCUCCCUGGGCCGCCGCCGAACUGGGCCGGGCCGGCCGCGGCGUUCCGGGGGCGCUGAGUCUCGGGGACCCCGCCCCGCCCAGAGGCGGCAGGUGCCGAGCCGCUGGCUGCCGCCGCGAGCCCGACGCGCUCUCGGCCCUUUGUGUGUGUGUGUGUGUGGUGUGUGUGUGUGUGUGUGUGUGUGUGUGCGCGCGCCGCGAGGCUGCUCUCGGGGUUCCAGUGUGGCGAGUGUGACCUUUUUGUUCGUUGUUAGGUCGGGCGUGGCUGAGUCGGGGGCCGAGGCCGUCUGCGGCCGUUGGGUACAAUGUAUAGUUUGAGCCGGGGCUUCAGGGCGUCGGAGACAAUGUGUGCCUUGGCGGGGGUGAGGAGACGGCUGGGGAGAUGAGGGCCUCCCGGGAGGAGCCCGGAGCGGGCGGUCGAGCCCAGCUACCUGCGGGCCCAUCCCCUGUCACUUAACCUUGCACAGGACACCGCUGCCUGCGCGCUCGGGCCGGAGCGGCGCCGGGGGCUGGGAGGCGUUUGUGCUGUCCGGGCGGGGCUGCCGGGGGUCCAGGCUCUCGCUGCUCCUCGGGUGCUGUAGCGCACGCGAGUGGACCCCCUCUGUCCCUUUGCCCCUGGUUUGGUGUCAGUUGGUCAGUUGUGGGUUAGUUUUUUUCACUGGUGUUGAUCUUUGAAAAAAGAAAUGUUUUCGUUUGGGUGAAAAUGCAUUAGAGUGAACGUCACCCCUUUACAAAUUUCACUUAGGCCUCCAUUUCUGGAGAUAAUUGAAAAAUGGAUAUAUUGAUGCUUAAUAUAGUAUUGAGCACAUCUAAAGCAAAAGCAUGAGGAGACAUUGCUCAAUUUUAGUUUAAAAUUGAUAGUGAUAACAAGAUUCAUUGAAUCAAACCUAUUAGAUUUUGGGGGCUGGAGCGAUAGCACAGCGGGUAGGGCGUUUGCCUUGCACGCGGCCGACCCGGGUUCGAAUCCCAGCAUCCCAUAUGGUCCCCUGAGCACCGCCAGGAGUGAUUCCUGAGUGCAGAGCCAGGAGUAACCCCUGUGCAUCGCCGGGUGUGACCCAAAAAGCAAAAAAAAAAAAACAAACCAAAAAACAAAAAAAAACCUAUUAGAUUUUUAGGUAGGAAGUUUGCCAAAGAAAGGUUUCUGUGACAUGUUUUUUUACAGUACACUUACAUAUACCUAUAUUUUGACUCCUUCCUCCCCAUGAUCUGGGACUUAAGUAGGGGAAAAAAAGGUGAUAAUACAGAAAAUGAUAGUAAUUAAAGUGUGUAAUAAUGACAUUAGUUUUCUGUGGUGACAAGAUCUUGUGAGAAUAUAGGGCUUGAAACAGGUUAUCUGAAUUUUACAUUUAACUGCUCACUAUUAGGUUUUUGACUUUGUUGAUUACCUCUGAGUUUCAGAUUUCUCUCAGGUGUUACUGUGAAGUGUGGGAUAGGCUUCAUGUGACUUGCAUUACUUAAGGUCAUUUUGAAAUUCUUUGCAUUUUACUAUCUACAGAUGAUUGAUUUGUAUACUUAGUUUACAUACCUAUAUACCCCAAGUUGUUUAAAAAUAUCUUCAGCAAAAAUGGGUCACGGAGGAUAGUUAAAGAACUUUUGUGAUACGCAACUCUUAGUUGUCAGGGUCCUAAAUGUACUUGUUUCUAUUUUUUAGGUAGGUGUUUUUUAGUUAGGUGUUAUUUGUUGAUAUAAUUCAGUUCCCAGAAAGAAUGCUAAGACUUUAAAUUUUAUACUGAGAGUGUAAUUUUUUUCAUUUUAUAGAAGUGUGUGGACACACUAUGAUGAGACCAUGUUUGUUAUUCCUGAUACUGUUGCCCUGUUGUAAAUGUUACUCAUAAUAUUCACAUACUAAAAAUUAAACUUGUUUCAUUCCUUGUGUGUUAUAUAAAUCAUUCUGAGUAAUUCUACUCGAAACCUAAAAUCACUUUCAUAAGUAAAAAUUCCAGAAUUAAGUACAAUUCCAGAAUUGUAUUUGUAUGUUUUAUCUCUGUUCUUUCUUUCCUACGUCCCACAGAUUCUUGGUAACAGCUGGCCCAGGUUUCUGCAGGUACUCCAUUUAUGCCAUUACAUGAGGAGUGAACUACAAAAAUUAAAAACAGUUGAGUUUAUACUUUAAAUAGAGGAACUGUUAUUAUUUAGUCACUCAGCCUUCCUUAAAGAUUCCCAUGUCUCAAUGGACUCCUGAAUACAACAAGCUCUAUGCCUUAAGAGUGGAUAUGAAGCGUGAGAUUCCUUCUGAUGCCCCAGAGACACAGGAGCAUUUGAAAGGAAUCCUUUUGCAUUCAGAACCCAUUGGGGCAACCAAAAGUUUUCCUGCAGAAGUUGAGAUGAUUAAUAGUAAAGUGGGGAAUGAAUUUUCUCAUUUGUGUGAUGAUCCUCAAAAACAAGAAAAGGACAUGAAUGGGAACCAACAAGAGCAAGAAAAAAGUGUUGUGAGGAAAAAACGCAAAAGCCAGCAGGCUGGCCCUUCAUAUGUGCAAAGUUGUGUGAAAGAAAACCAGGGAAUUUUAGGAUUGAGACAACAUCCAGAAACACCGAGUGAAGAAGAGAAUGACUCCUCGUUUAGUGAUUGUUUCUCCUCUCCUUCAUCUAGUUUGCAUUUUGGAGAUUCGGAUACUGUGACCUCAGAGGAGGAUAAAGAAGUCUCUGUAAGACAUUCCCAGGCAAUUUUGAGUGCUAAAAGUAGAACUCAUAGUGCUCGGUCUCAAAAGUGGCCUCGGAAUGAGACAGAAUCAGUUUCGGGAUUACUGCUGAAAAGACCCUGUUUUCAUAGCAAUUCAUUACGGAGACUUCCAUGCAGAAAGAGAUUUGUAAAAAACAAUUCCUCACAGAGGACACAAAAACAGAAGGAGAGGAUAUUGAUGCAGAGGAAGAAACGAGAAGCGUUAGCCCGGAGAAAAUAUGCACUGCUCCCCAGUUCCAGUAGCUCCAGUGAGAACGAUCUUAGCAGUGACUCCUCCUCCAGCUCCUCAACUGAAGGAGAGGAAGAUUUGUUUGUUUCUACCAGUGACAGCCACCAAAACAAUCCAGCUGUUCCCUCAGGAAGUAUUGAUGAAGACGUCGUGGUGAUAGAAGCUUCCUCCACACCUCAAGUCACUGCUAAUGAAGAAAUUAAUGUUACCUCAACAGACAGUGAAGUGGAGAUUGUAACAGUUGGAGAGAGCUUUCGAUCUCGAUCAACCCUUGGACACUCCAGAUCACAUUGGAGCCAAGGUUCUAGUUCUCAUACAAGUCGGCCACAGGAGCCACGGAAUCGCAGUAGAAUAUCUACUGUUAUACAGCCCCUGCGGCAGAAUGCAGCAGAAGUUGUGGACCUUACUGUGGAUGAAGAUGAACCUACUGUAGUACCAACCACUUCUGCGAGAAUGGAAUCACAGGACACAAGCGCUUCUGUUAACAGUGCAAAUCCAUCUACCUCUGAGCAGGCCUCUGACCCUGCAUCAGCUGUAACUAAUAGCCAGCCCUCUGCAGUGUCAGAGACUUCAGCUACUCUUCCAAGCAAUAGUAUGACUGGUACUUCUAUAGGAGAUGACUCGAGGAGAACUGCAUCUAGUGCUGUGAUGGAAGCCGGUCCCCCUGCCAUGCCAAGGUUACCUGCCUGCUGUCCCCAGCACUCGCCGUGCGGAGGGUCCUCCCAGAAUCACCAUGCUCUUGGACACCCACACACGAGCUGUUUCCAGCAGCACAGCCACCACUUUCAACACCACCACCACCACCACCACACACCCCACCCUGCUGUUCCAGUUUCUCCCUCCUUCACUGAGCCCGCAUGCCCUGUGGAAAGACCUCCACAAGUACCGGCACCAUGUGGGGGAAGUGCCAGUUCUGGCACCAGCUACCAUGACCAGACAUUGCCAGUAGACCUGAGCAACAGUGCUGUCAGAAGUCAUGGCAGUGGUAGUUUCCAUGGAGCAUCUGCAUUUGAUCCCUGCUGCCCUGUUUCCUCUUCUCGAGCUGCAAUCUUUGGCCAUCAGGCUGCUGCUGCUGCCCCAAGUCAGCCAUUAUCAUUAGAUGGUUAUGGAUCCAGCAUGGUUGCACAACCCCAGCCCCAGCCUCCGCCACAAGCCUCACUCUCCUCCUGUCGGCAUUACAUGCCACCUCCUUAUGCUUCUUUAACAAGACCUCUUCAUCAUCAAGCCUCUGCCUGUCCCCACGCUCAUGGGAACCCUCCUCCUCAGACUCAGCCUGCACCUCAAGUGGAUUAUGUUAUUCCUCAUCCUGUACAUGCUUUCCACUCUCAGAUAUCUUCCCAUGCAACAUCUCACCCUGUGGCACCUCCACCCCCAACUCACUUAGCCAGUACUACUGCUCCAAUUCCCCAACACCUUCCUCCUCCACACCAGCCGAUUUCCCACCAUAUUCCAGCCACGGCACCUCCAGCUCAAAGACUGCACCCUCAUGAAAUGAUGCAGAGGAUGGAAGUUCAAAGGAGGAGAAUGAUGCAGCACCCAACUGGUCUUUUUGUGUUCUGUGUUUCCAGGCGGGCACAUGAACGCCCCCCACCUCACCCACAUAGGAUGCAUCCCAACUAUGGUCACGGGCAUCAUAUUCAUGUGCCUCAGACUAUGUCCUCACAUCCUCGGCAGGCUCCGGAGAGAUCUGCUUGGGAACUGGGAAUUGAAGCUGGAGUGACUGCAGCCUCUUACACACCUGGUGCAUUGCAUCCUCAUUUAGCUCAUUACCAUGCGCCACCGCGACUUCAUCAUUUGCAGUUAGGAGCUCUUCCUUUGAUGGUUCCUGAUAUGGCAGGCUAUCCUCACAUCCGAUAUAUUUCAUCAGGAUUGGAUGGAACAUCAUUCAGAGGUCCAUUCAGGGGCAAUUUUGAGGAACUGAUUCAUUUAGAAGAAAGAUUAGGAAAUGUGAACCGUGGAGCAUCCCAGGGGACAAUUGAAAGAUGUACAUACCCACACAAAUACAAAAAGGUAACAACUGAUUGGUUCUCACAGAGGAAACUGCACUGCAAACAAGAUGGGGAAGAAGGGACUGAGGAAGACACAGAGGAAAAAUGUACUAUCUGUUUGUCUAUUUUAGAGGAAGGUGAAGAUGUGAGACGCCUUCCCUGUAUGCACCUUUUCCACCAAGUGUGUGUUGACCAGUGGUUGAUCACCAAUAAGAAGUGCCCCAUAUGUAGAGUGGACAUUGAGGCCCAGCUGCCCAGUGAAAGUUGACACCGUGUUUCAGAACUCUUUCCCUCCCUCUCACUCCCAUCCUCCUGGUACUGCAGUCAACCAAAGAUGGCAUGACUUACCUGCGCAGAUUUGGAAGCCUGGAACUUAGAGUGCUGGCUCUGCUAUAUGGUACAACUAAUGCUAGAUCUACAGUUUAUGUAUACAGUUGAUUUUGAUGUAUUUAUAAAAGCUUUUUUUUCUAGAUUUGACAUUUUUCCUGUAUCAUUUUACUGUAUUUUUGCAUGGUUCCUUGUAUUGCAUUUCUUUGCACAUAUUAUGGGCUUGUGACCCUAAACUUGCAGGCAAGAUUAGCUGCUUUAGUAAGUAGAAUUUUGUGGUCUUUUUGUUUUUUUACAUAGUAUUGGGACUUGAGAAUUAUGAAUUUUUUUAUCCAUUACUAACCUUUAAUUUAAUCAAUCAUGUGCUUUAGUUUAAUGUAUAAAGAUCCUCUAGAAAAUGAUAAUAUUGUGUAUUAAGACAUUCCUUAAUUAGGACAAAAUGGCUGCUGUAUAAUUACAAUAUGGAUUUCUUGAGUUAAUACCAUCCUUAAUGCUGGGAACAGAAUACAAACCAUAUUCAAUCAGAUGCAGGUGGUAUUCCUAUCACCAGAGUGAUCACUAGAAAAUUUCUUGGUGUAUCCUUUUCCUUUGGUUACAGUGCAGAUAGAGUUGAGUAUUGAUAUCAUUCAUUGAGACUGCUGUUCUGAUUGUAUUUAUCUUUUUUCCCCUACAUUGUUUAGAACUUUAUUUCCCUGACUCAAUUUUUGCUGCUGUGAAACAGCUCUGAUGAACACUAAUAUUAAUUUCAAUUAGCUCGAUUGUACAUAAUUGCAGAUUUAACAAAAUUUUAGGGAAAUUGAAGAAGACAUGUAGAAUUUGUUCAGUCUUUUAAGUACGUACAAUAAAGAUAUCUGCUUACAUUAAUUUUGUCAGCACAUUCAGUCGAGAUUUAGAAUUGCAAUCAAUCAUUGGCAGGUAUCUGCAUUCAUAGAACUUCUAAAUGUCCCAGGAUUGUUUUAAGGGAUUUUUAUUAGUUUAAAGAUAAAUAAAGUCAGCUGAACCUACAUGUCUCUUGUUUUAUUUCUCUUUAAACUUGAAAACAGUAAAUCUGCAGAUACUGUGAGGCACAAAUUAUACUGUUAACCUACUGUUGCUCUGGCUUAGACCCCCAUUUCAUAGAUUACCAAGAGUCGAUCACUGAUUUAAAUUUUAAUUUCUAUAGUUAAGAUUUACUGCAUAAUAUAGAGUAUAAAGUUAAGUUAAUGUACUAACAUUUCUCCUUUGGAGAAAGUUUUAAUCCACUUCAGGAUGCAUAUUACCAGAUACUUUCAUAUACAGGAUAGCCUAAUUUUAUGUCUAAUGUGCUUAUACUAUGCCCAGAUUGCAGUUGCAUCCAGUCAGUGACAUCACUGUCUGUAUGUGGAAGACAUGUUCCCAUGGGUCAUAUGUGAAGAUGUCAAUAAGCUUGCAUUAAGCCACCUGCUUUGUAAGUGGACUGAUGAAUAAAUAACUUAUAUUUCUAUUGUC